GUUUCUUGGAGGAUCAUGCGCUUAUUCCUAGUCGCGGUUUUGGCCGCUUAUUUGGCCUACGUAGCAGCCCAAUCGCAAUCUGAUACGGUAACAGCAGUGGCCACCCCAGUUAUUAAGCCACAGCCAUGUUGUGAAAGUGUUCGGCAAACUCUAAUUGAAAUACGAAAAGAUAUACGCUUGUGGCUGCUGGACAGGCUUUUCGGAAAACUACUUCUUUUGCACGACGGAGAACUUCUCGGCAAUACAAAUUAUGUGAAUUGUGUCAAUGGAAAAAAGCAGCUACCACUCUUAGAUGGAAGCUCUAAUACAGAUCAGUCUGCAUCUACUAACACUAUAACCAAAAUCAUCGAUGAUGGACUUUCAAGCCAGACUACCUCCUCUUCGGCUCCUGUCGUAGAAGUAACUCAGGAAUCCUCUUCGAAUGGUGAUGGAAACUCUACCCAGUCCUCGACAACGACGACAACUACAACGACGACAUCUUCCGAUGCUGGCCAAUCUACCACCUCAUCUGACCCGGUUGUGGAAGUCAGUCAAGGAACAAACGGCGUGAACAGCUCCACUCAGUCAUCCACCACAACAAAGACAUCUUCAGAUGAGGGAAAAACUACCACCUCUUCGUCUCCUGUCGUAGAAGUAACUCAGGGAUCCUCUUCGAAUGGUGAUGGGAACUCUACCCAGUCCUCGACAACGACGACAACUACAACGACGACAUCUUCCGAUGCUGGCCAAUCCACCACCUCAUCUGACCCCGUUGUGGAAGUCAGUCAAGGAACUAACGGCGAUAACAGCUCCACUCAGUCUUCGUCAUCCACCACAACAACGACAUCUUCAGAUAAGGGCCAAACUACCACCUUUUCGUCUCCUGUCGUAGAAGUAACUCAGGGAUCCUCUUCGAAUGGUGAUGGGAACUCUACCCAGUCCUCGACAACGACGACAACUACAACGACGACAUCUUCCGAUGCUGGCCAAUCCACCACCUCAUCUGACCCCGUUGUGGAAGUCAGUCAAGGAACUAACGGCGAUAACAGCUCCACUCAGUCUUCGUCAUCCACCACAACAACGACAUCUUCAGAUAAGGGCCAAACUACCACCUCUUCGUCUCCUGUCGUAGAAGUAACUCAGGGAUCCUCUUCGAAUGGUGAUGGGAACUCUACCCAGUCCUCGACAACGACGACAACUACAACGACGACAUCUUCCGAUGCUGGCCAAUCCACCACCUCAUCUGACCCCGUUGUGGAAGUCAGUCAAGGAACUAACGGCGAUAACAGCUCCACUCAGUCUUCGUCAUCCACCACAACAACGACAUCUUCAGAUAAGGGCCAAACUACCACCUCUUCGUCUCCUGUCGUAGAAGUAACUCAGGGAUCCUCUUCGAAUGGUGAUGGGAACUCUACCCAGUCCUCGACAACGACGACAACUACAACGACGACAUCUUCCGAUGCUGGCCAAUCCACCACCUCAUCUGACCCGGUUGUGGAAGUCAGUCAAGGAACAAACGGCGUGAACAGCUCCACUCAGUCAUCCACCACAACAACGACAUCUUCAGAUAAGGGCCAAACUACCACCUCUUCGUCUCCUGUCGUAGAAGUAACUAAGGGAUCCUCUUCGAAUGGUGAUGGAAACUCUACCCAGUCCUCGACAACAACUACCACUACAACGACGACAUCUUCCGAUGCUGGCCAAUCUACCACCUCAUCUGACCCCGUUGUGGAAGUCAGUCAAGGAACUAACGGCGAUAACAGCUCCACUCAGUCUUCGUCAUCCACCACAACAACGACAUCUUCAGAUAAGGGCCAAACUACCACCUCUUCGUCUCCUGUCGUAGAAGUAACUCAGGGAUCCUCUUCGAAUGGUGAUGGAAACUCUACCCAGUCCUCGACAACGACGACAACUACAACGACGAAAUCUUCCGAUGCUGGCCAAUCCACCACCUCAUCUGACCCGGUUGUGGAAGUCAGUCAAGGAACAAACGGCGUGAACAGCCCCACUCAGUCUUCGUCAUCCACCACAACAACGACAUCUUCAGAUAAGGGCCAAACUACCACCUCUUCGUCUCCUGUCGUAGAAGUAACUCAGGGAUCCUCUUCGAAUGGUGAUGGAAACUCUACCCAGUCCUCGACAACGACGACAACUACAACGACGACAUCUUCCGAUGCUGGCCAAUCCACCACCUCAUCUGACCCCGUUGUGGAAGUCAGUCAAGGAACAAACGGCGAUAACAGCUCCACUCAGUCAUCCACCACAACAACGACAUCUUCAGAUGAGGGCCAAACUACCACCUCUUCGUCUCCUGUCGUAGAAGUAACUCAGGGAUCCUCUUCGAAUGGUGAUGGAAACUCUACCCAGUCCUCGACAACAACUACCACUACAACGACGACAUCUUCCGAUGCUGGCCAAUCCACCACCUCAUCUGACCCCGUUGUGGAAGUCAGUCAAGGAACAAACGGCGAUAACAGCUCCACUCAGUCAUCCACCACAACAACGACAUCUUCAGAUGAGGGCCAAACUACCACCUCUUCGUCUCCUGUCGUAGAAGUAACUCAGGGAUCCUCUUCGAAUGGUGAUGGAAACUCUACCCAGUCCUGGACAACGACGACAACUACAACGACGACAUCUUCCGAUGCUGGCCAAUCCACCACCUCAUCUGACCCCGUUGUGGAAGUCAGUCAAGAAACAAACGGCGAUAACAGCUCCACUCAGUCAUCCACCACAACAACGACAUCUUCAGAUGAGGGCCAAACUACCACCUCUUCGUCUCCUGUCGUAGAAGUAACUAAGGGAUCCUCUUCGAAUGGUGAUGGAAACUCUACCCAGUCCUCGACAACAACUACCACUACAACGACGACAUCUUCCGAUGCUGGCCAAUCUACCACCUCAUCUGACCCCGUUGUGGAAGUCAGUCAAGGAACAAACGGCGAUAACAGCUCCACUCAGUCAUCCACCACAACAACGACAUCUUCAGAUGAGGGCCAAACGACCUCCUCUUCGGCUCCUGUCGUAGAAGUAACUCAGGGAUCCUCUUCGAAUGGUGAUGGAAACUCUACCCAGUCCUCGACAACAACUACCACUACAACGACGACAUCUUCCGAUGCUGGCCAAUCCACCACCUCAUCUGACCCCGUUGUGGAAGUCAGUCAAGAAACAAACGGCGAUAACAGCUCCACUCAGUCAUCCACCACAACAACGACAUCUUCAGAUGAGGGCCAAACUACCACCUCUUCGUCUCCUGUCGUAGAAGUAACUAAGGGAUCCUCUUCGAAUGGUGAUGGAAACUCUACCCAGUCCUCGACAACAACUACCACUACAACGACGACAUCUUCCGAUGCUGGCCAAUCCACCACCUCAUCUGACCCCGUUGUGGAAGUCAGUCAAGAAACAAACGGCGAUAACAGCUCCACUCAGUCAUCCACCACAACAACGACAUCUUCAGAUGAGGGCCAAACUACCACCUCUUCGUCUCCUGUCGUAGAAGUAACUAAGGGAUCCUCUUCGAAUGGUGAUGGAAACUCUACCCAGUCCUCGACAACAACUACCACUACAACGACGACAUCUUCCGAUGCUGGCCAAUCUACCACCUCAUCUGACCCCGUUGUGGAAGUCAGUCAAGGAACUAACGGCGAUAACAGCUCCACUCAGUCUUCGUCAUCCACCACAACAACGACAUCUUCAGAUAAGGGCCAAACUACCACCUCUUCGUCUCCUGUCGUAGAAGUAACUCAGGGAUCCUCUUCGAAUGGUGAUGGAAACUCUACCCAGUCCUCGACAACGACGACAACUACAACGACGACAUCUUCCGAUGCUGGCCAAUCCACCACCUCAUCUGACCCGGUUGUGGAAGUCAGUCAAGGAACAAACGGCGUGAACAGCUCCACUCAGUCAUCCUCCACAACAACGACAUCUUCAGAUGAGGGCCAAACUACCACCUCUUCGUCUCCUGUCGUAGAAGUAACUAAGGGAUCCUCUUCGAAUGGUGAUGGAAACUCUACCCAGUCCUCGACAACAACUACCACUACAACGACGACAUCUUCCGAUGCUGGCCAAUCUACCACCUCAUCUGACCCCGUUGUGGAAGUCAGUCAAGGAACUAACGGCGAUAACAGCUCCACUCAGUCAUCCACCACAACAACGACAUCUUCAGAUGAGGGCCAAACGACCUCCUCUUCGGCUCCUGUCGUAGAAGUAACUCAGGGAUCCUCUUCGAAUGGUGAUGGAAACUCUACCCAGUCCUCGACAACAACUACCACUACAACGACGACAUCUUCCGAUGCUGGCCAAUCCACCACCUCAUCUGACCCCGUUGUGGAAGUCAGUCAAGGAACAAACGGCGAUAACAGCUUCAAUCAGUCUUCAUCAUCCACUACAACAACGAAGGAAAUAUCUUUAAAGGAUAAUGGAAGCCCUAAGUGGAAUAAAACGACAAAAACGUACUCUUCAAAAACUAUCAGAAUUCCGAAGUCGGGAAGAAAGUUAAAUUCUAGUUCUAGCGAAACUUCAACAACCGUAACGUCAAGUUCUUCCUCAAAGCCACAGACCAAAUAUUCGUGGUCAAGCUCUUCAAGGAAAUCGUAUAAUGGUGGCAAGUCUAAGAAAUAUUGGACCAAGCGGUGGACUAAAAAAUCACGCAAAAUUAACAAUGGAAGCUUCACUAUUGUUGCAGAGGAAUCAUCUGACUCACUUACAGAUGAUGGAGUUGCUGUCACUCAAGGAAAUGAUUUAAGGAAUGAGGGAAAUUCGGGUCAGUCUACAGUUAUCUCAUCUCUGCCUGUUGUAGAUACUAGUGCAGAUAAUCAGAACAGCGAAUCAAGCUUAACAUCAAGUGAAAAUACAACAAAAUAUUCGUCAAAAUCCUCCAAGGUUCCCAAGUCUAAUGGUGGUCAGUCGAGUAUAAGCACUAGCAAAACUACAAAAACCGUAACGACAAGCACUUCCUCAACACCCAAGGUUAGGAGCUCAUCAAAGAAAACUUCCAAUAGUGGAAAAUCGGUCAAGACUUCUUCGACUACUAUGACAACAACAUCUUCAGAUCAGGGCCAAUCCAGCUCAGGAUUAUCCCCUGUUGUAAAGAUCACACAGGGAAUCCCACAAAACGAUAUUGAAAGCUUAAAUCAGGUCACCACAACGACAACAUCAUCUGAGAACCAAGUCGGCGUACCUUCUUCCCCUGUUCUUAAAGUAACGAAGAAAACCUAUGUAAGCAAAGAUGGAAAGACCACCCGGUCAUCAACCACCACAACAACAACUACCACGACCAAAGGAAGUAAUCAGUCAGGUACCUUAACUCUUCCGGCGGUCGAUGCCAUCAUAGUGGCUAAGGGGCUAAAAUCGUCAACAAAAACUACAACAACAUCCACCAAAGGAACUAAGUUGUCGGAUAUCUUGACUCUGCCAGAAGUUGAUGCCAGCAUAGCCAUUAACGGCGAUGAGUCCCGCUCAACAUCUAUUAAAGAUACAAACAUCUUGUCAAAGAUAGACUUGAGUCUGCCUAAACUGGAUGCCAGCCUAAAUGUUGGUGGUGGAAAGUCAAGCUCUACAUCGACAACGACAACUACGACAACAUCCACAAAGGGAAGUAAAUCAUCCUUGUCUCUCCCGGAAGUUGAUGCCAGCAUAAGCGUUAACGGCGAUGAGUCCCGCUCAGCAUCUAUUAAAGAUACAAACAUCUUGUCAAAGAUAGACUUGAGUCUGCCUAAACUGGAUGCCAGCCUAAAUGUUGGUGGUGGAAAGUCAAGCUCUACAUCGACAACGACAACUACGACAACAUCCACAAAGGGAAGUAAAUCAUCCUUGUCUCUCCCGGAAGUUGAUGCCAGCAUAAGCGUUAACGGCGAUGAGUCCCGCUCAGCAUCUAUUAAAGAUACAAACAUCUUGUCAAAGAUAGACUUGAGUCUGCCUAAACUGGAUGCCAGCCUAAAUGUUGGUGGUGGAAAGUCAAGCUCUACAUCGACAACGACAACAUCCACAAAGGGAAGUAAAUCAUCCUUGUCUCUCCCGGAAGUUGAUGCCAGCAUAAGCGUUAACGGCGAUGAGUCCCGCUCAGCAUCUAUUAAAGAUACAAACAUCUUGUCAAAGAUAGACUUGAGUCUGCCUAAACUGGAUGCCAGCCUAAAUGUUGGUGGUGGAAAGUCAAAGUCAACAUCGACAACGACAACUACGACAACAUCCACAAAGGGAAGUAAAUCAUCCUUGUCUCUCCCGGAAGUUGAUGCCAGCAUAAGCGUUAACGGCGAUGAGUCCCGCUCAGCAUCUAUUAAAGAUACAAACAUCUUGUCAAAGAUAGACUUGAGUCUGCCUAAACUGGAUGCCAGCCUAAAUGUUGGUGGUGGAAAGUCAAAGUCAACAUCGACAACGACAACUACGACAACAUCCACAAAGGGAAGUAAAUCAUCCUUGUCUCUCCCGGAAGUUGAUGCCAGCAUAAGCGUUAACGGCGAUGAGUCCCGCUCAGCAUCUAUUAAAGAUACAAACAUCUUGUCAAAGAUAGGCUUGAGUCUGCCUAAACUGGAUGCCAGCCUAAAUGUUGGUGGUGGAAAGUCAAGCUCUACAUCGACAACGACAACUACGACAACAUCCACAAAGGGAAGUAAAUCAUCCUUGUCUCUUCCGGAAGUUGAUGCCAGCAUAGCCAUUAACGGCGAUGAGUCCCGCUCAGCAUCUAUUAAAAAUACAAACAUUUUGUCAAAGAUAGACUUGAGUCUGCCUAAACUGGAUGCCAGCCUAAAUGUUGGUGGUGGAAAGUCAAGCUCUACAUCGACAACGACAACUACGACAACAUCCAGAAAGGGAAGUAAAUCAUCCUUGUCUCUCCCGGAAGUUGAUGCCAGCAUAAGCGUUAACGGCGAUGAGUCCCGCUCAGCAUCUAUUAAAGGUACAAACAUCUUGUCAAAGAUAGACUUGAGUCUGCCUAAACUGGAUGCCAGCCUAAAUGUUGGUGGUGGAAAGUCAAGCUCUACAUCGACAACGACAACUACGACAACAUCCACAAAGGGAAGUAAAUCAUCCUUGUCUCUCCCGGAAGUUGAUGCCAGCAUAAGCGUUAACGGCGAUGAGUCCCGCUCAGCAUCUAUUAAAGAUACAAACAUCUUGUCAAAGAUAGACUUGAGUCUGCCUAAGCUGGAUGCCAGCCUAAAUGUUGGUGGUGGAAAGUCAAGCUCAACAUUGACAACGACAACUACGACAACAUCCACAAAGGGAAGUAAAUCAUCCUUGUCUCUCCCGGAAGUUGAUAACAGCAUAAGCGUUAACGGCGAUGAGUCCCGCUCAGCAUCUAUUAAAGAUACAAACAUCUUGUCAAAGAUAGACUUGAGUCUGCCUAAACUGGAUGCCAGCCUAAAUGUUGGUGGUGGAAAGUCAAGCUCAACAUUGACAACGACAACUACGACAACAUCCACAAAGGGAAGUAAAUCAUCCUUGUUUCUCCCGGAAGUUGAUAACAGCAUAAGCGUUAACGGCGAUGAGUCCCGCUCAGCAUCUAUUAAAGAUACAAACAUCUUGUCAAAGAUAGACUUGAGUCUGCCUAAACUGGAUGCCAGCUUAAAUGUUGGUGGUGGAAAGUCAAGCUCUACAUCGACAACGACAACUACGACAACAUCCACAAAGGGAAGUAAAUCAUCCUUGUCUCUCCCGGAAGUUGAUGCCAGCAUAAGCGUUAACGGCGAUGAGUCCCGCUCAGCAUCUAUUAAAGAUACAAACAUCUUGUCAAAGAUAGACUUGAGUCUGCCUAAACUGGAUGCCAGCCUAAAUGUUGGUGGUGGAAAGUCAAAGUCAACAUCGACAACGACAACUACGACAACAUCCACAAAGGGAAGUAAAUCAUCCUUGUCUCUUCCGGAAGUUGAUGCCAGCAUUAGCGUUAACGGCGAUGAGUCCCGCUCAGCAUCUAUUAAAGAUACAAACAUCUUGUCAAAGAUAGACUUGAGUCUGCCUAAACUGGAUGCCAGCCUAAAUGUUGGUGGUGGAAAGUCAAGCUCAACAUUGACAAUCCCAAAAACAGAGUCCAAAUUCUCCUGGUCUAGUUCGUCGAAGAAAAUAUCCAAUCCCAUUCGCUUAACCCUACCUACCAUUAACGCAGGUAUUUCUGUUGGCGGAGGAGAUUCGUCGGGUUCCUGGUCCAAGCUAAUCAAGAGGAGCACCAACAGCACCGAGUCGAAUGCCAGCGAUGGUCCAUCUCUUUCCGGUUCUAUUGUAGGUGCAGGUGGAUCUCAAUCUGCUGAAUCCUGGUCUCAACGUUCAGGAUUUUCGGGUGACAGUUCCAGUGUCCAGGGAUCUCCGGACAUUCGUAUUCGAUUGGCCAGAGGACAGACAGAAAACGAUGCUCAGUCCCAAAACUCAAAUUCUUGGACCCGAAGCGCUACACAAGACAGCGAAAGCUUGGCUAAUGGAGCAAUAUCCGCCAAUGGUCUCAAUUUGGAGGGUUCAGAGAGUUCCGGCGGUGUGGCAACUACGAUCCCAGGUGGCUCUGUCGGUGUAACCGGACAAUAUCCAUACUGGUGGGGCAACGGCCGUUGGGUGGGUGUUGGAGCCAGGCCCAGUUGGCGAUAUGGAUGGCGUCCUUAUGGAAGCGGUUGGGGCGGAUGGGACAAUCAAUAUUAGAGUUGGUUCUUGUGAAUGGAUAGGGCCCAGAUUAAACGGCUCAUGACUUUAAUAAACACGAUUGUAAAAUAUAUGCAUACGAAUAUUAUAAAA
Drosophila sechellia is the source of this 8682-nucleotide messenger RNA. It is a transcript of the gene Muc68Ca, whose product is annotated as Mucin 68Ca. The coding region runs from base 16 to 8589 and encodes 2857 amino acids. The transcript has 2 exons. The record is from RefSeq and is a predicted model, not a curated record. Lineage: Eukaryota; Metazoa; Arthropoda; Insecta; Diptera; Drosophilidae.